AUUUCAUGAAACUAAAAUUUAUUGGUUAUUUUUGUCUAAUUCAGCUGAGAACAUGAUUUGUAGUACUAGGUUCCGAAUCCCUGGAGUUUAAUCAUCACCCUGGUUGUGAUCUCAGAGACAGUGGCGGACGUACAGGAAAUCGUUAGUUGUAUGUCACGUUCUAUGUGUCUGACAGAGGAAAUUCUGGAGAUAUUGUAUUGCUGUUCAUCUAUUUUGUUGGUGAUGAAAUUCCUCAACAGAAGUGCUGUGUGGAAUGAGUACAAAAUUACUGAGAGAUGUUGAGAUGCAUUACCGGUUGUUCUAUGCCCUGUAUCUGUUUGAGAAUUCCUCAGUGGCCCAUUAUGGAGAUCUAAAGGCAGUUACCAAUGGAGGUCAACAGAGCAUUACCAUUUACAGUCGAUCAGAUACAGUAGUGAAAUUAACUCAUGAACAGCUACGCAUUGUUAACCACAAUGUCCAGGCAGGGGAAGUAAUCAAAAUCAUUGCUUUUGCAGGAACCGGUAAAACUACGACCCUGGUACGCUACACCCAGAUGAGACCUUCCAUGAAGUUCCUGUUGGUUGUUUAUAACAGGUAAAACAUAACAACAUUCAUACAGUCCUUAUUUUAUGUUCUGUUACAAUG
Magallana angulata is the source of this 624-nucleotide messenger RNA. RefSeq names its product F-box DNA helicase 1-like. The transcript is spliced from 4 exons. The record is from RefSeq and is a predicted model, not a curated record. NCBI's taxonomy places the organism in Eukaryota, Metazoa, Mollusca, Bivalvia, Ostreida, Ostreidae. Bases 254 to 577 code for a protein of 107 amino acids.